AUGUCCACCUCCCUGACGAUCGCCUCCCAAACCAUCAGCUUCAUCUCCUUCAGCAUCACCCUCCUCACCCUCCUGGGCGUCUACCGCGACCUCAUCUCCACCCUCCGCUCCGCCCCCACGCAGAUGCCACUCCUCCUCGGCAACCUCCGCCAGGAGAUCCUCUCGGAGCGCGCCUACCUGCGCCAACGCUGCCGCGAGGGGCGCGACCCUUUCGGCGUGUUCCCUGAGCGGGUCGCUGGCUUACCGCCGGGGUCCCGCGUCAGCAAGAAGAUGCGGAAAGCGCGGGACGGCGGAGAAGGGAUGGCGUAUGUGAGGUUGCUGGAGGUGACGAUGCGGGAUCUGUGGUUGGAGUUUCGGAAUUUGGAGCGGCCGUUCUUGGUCAGGAAGGGGAUGCGCGCCGAGGCGAUUGCGAGGGGGGAUUAUUGGGGGGAGGAGGAUGUGGAGGCUUGGGGGAGCCAGAGUGAAGGGGAUGAGAAGGGUGGCGGUCGGAGUGGGGUGAGGAGGCGGAGGGGUAAGGGUAGGGGUAGGGGUCGGGGUAGGCGGAGAGGGAUGGCCAUGCAGACUGAUCAGGGGGAGUGGGAGGCCGUGGAGGAGGAUUUGCGGAGGGAGGGCUCCAAGUACUAUAAUACAGAUGUGGCGCAUCGGUUCAUUUGGUGGCAGGUCAAGGGUGAUUUCCAGAGGUUGGCAGAUCAGAUUCAAAGGAUUCAGAUUCGGAGAAUGGAGAGGGAUCUGUUCGAGACUGACGAGUUGGUCAGGCUCUUGGUGCGGAGGGCCGGCCUGCGAGAUAUUGGUGUCGCGGGCAGAAGCCCAGACGGAGGCGGGGGAGGUGCCGAUAGCGGGAGUGAGAGUGAAAGCGUCGGCGUCACGGACGGCAGAAGCGUGGUAACGAGGUCUCGGGCCGGCAGUAGGGCGGCGAGUCGACGACGCAGUGGUCCAGGCAGGGAACUCAGGGAGGUGGAAGAACGGGGGUUUCGCAGAAGAGUGACACCGUCGCCCGCGCCGGCACCCAGGCAGUCAGACAAUGAAGCCAAUGUGGCGGCGAGGAGGUCCGAGAGGCGGAGGAGUGGUCCGAGGGUGGAGUAUGAGGUGCUGAGACCAGGCAGUGCAGGCUACGUGGUCGUAGACGACUACCGCGGCGCGACGGGGAGGCGGCAAAGUAUCUACGAGCGUGAAGUGAGAAGUCCCGAUAGAGGGAGGAGUCGUGGCCAGAGUCCGACGCCGCGGAGAGGUCGAUGA
Molecule: messenger RNA, 1236 nt
Organism: Cyphellophora europaea CBS 101466
Lineage: Eukaryota; Fungi; Ascomycota; Eurotiomycetes; Chaetothyriales; Cyphellophoraceae
Exons: 1
Coding region: 1-1236 (411 amino acids)
Source: RefSeq, a predicted model, not a curated record